AUGGAACGGAGAAGAUUGGGGGCUGGACCGGACGGCAGGGAGUCUUGGCGUAUGGCUCUGGCAUGUUUCACGACUACAUUCCUUGUCGGAGGCUCGACGCUGUCCGCUGCUGUGCUCUACGUCGCCGUGAUGGAGACCUUCAACGUGACGCGUGGCAUCCUUUCUGGUCCCCUCAGCACCAUGCUCGGUUUGCGAAUCACCUGCGUGAUCGGCGGCUUCGUAUAUUUCGUGUGCUUGACUGCGAGUUUUUUCGCCACCGGGAUACUUCACCUGACAAUCUCUUUCGGGAUACCCAAUGGUGAGCUCUCACAAUGCAUCGGUCUCAUUUACAAUCUGAACCCCGUGAUCUCGAGUCACUACUUCCGAAAGCACAGUGGAUUGGCCCUCGGCAUGAAUUACUGCCGAUCGACCGUGGCCGCCAUGGUGGUUCCGAAGUUCAUGGAGUACUUGUACAAAUCCUACGGUCUGAGGGGUGGGGGCGACGACAAUCUCCUUUGA
Molecule: messenger RNA, 498 nt
Organism: Galendromus occidentalis (western predatory mite)
Lineage: Eukaryota; Metazoa; Arthropoda; Arachnida; Mesostigmata; Phytoseiidae
Product: monocarboxylate transporter 9-like
Exons: 4
Coding region: 1-498 (165 amino acids)
Molecular function (GO): monocarboxylic acid transmembrane transporter activity
Source: RefSeq, a predicted model, not a curated record